AAUAAAACAAGCAAAAAGUUUCACAAGCAUUUAUUGUAAUAUGUUGUUUUUCUGCCGGUCUUGGGACGUUUUGACUGACAAUUUAUACUUCCGAUUUCGGAUAUUUGAAGAAUUGUUUUGAUUGUCAAUGACUUUACAAGGAUACAUUGACGUCUCCUGCAUCGCAUGACUGGCAGGGCAAGGGGCAAGGCAAGAGGACGAGCCCGAGGCACGACAGAUGAUGCAUCACAGAGGCCAGGGGAAACUGCUGCACCACCUCCACAACAGGUUGUGCCACAAGUUAUUCCGCCUGACAGUGGUAAUGGAAAUGGGGGUCCUCCACCAGCCAGCGGCCGGGCCUCAUACAGGGGUGGAGCCAGGGAGUCCAAGCCGGGCAUGGCAGGUGGGGAAGGGAUGAGAGCACCAGCAGACGAGAUGGCCAGACUCUCCAUGGGUGGGGGCGAUGGCAGGGGAGACCGGCGCAGGACGUAUGGAGAGGAGCCACGUACUAGGCCUGCACACAUCACUGAUAAGAGUGGCACAUCAGGGCAGCCAAUCCCACUGAAGACCAACUAUUUUGGCCUAGAGCAGGCCCCUGACUGGCACCUGUAUCAGUACCAUGUAGACUACAAUCCAGAUAUUGAAUUCAAGAAAACGCGUAUUGGUCUCCUCUACCAUCAUGAAGAGCUGUUGGGCAAGACCAAGGCUUUUGAUGGCAUGACGCUCUACCUGCCACACAAACUGCAGGACAAUGUGACCGAAGUUUUCUCAGAGAGAAGGUCGGACAGCGCCAAGGUAAAGAUCACCAUCAAACUGACAAAUGAGCUGCCUCCAAACUCCCCUCAGUGUAUCCAGGUCUACAACAUUAUCUUUAGGAGAGUCUUAGCAGCCAUUGAGAUGCAGCAGAUUGGUAGGAACUACUACAACCCAGCCCAGCAAGUGACCAUCCCUCAACACAAGUUGUGUGUGAUGCCAGGAUUCGUCACAUCCAUUCUGCAGUAUGAGUCAAACGUGCUGCUGAACUGUGAUAUCUCCCAUAAGAUCCUGCGUAGUGACACUGUCCUAGACAUCAUGUACGACAUGUAUGCCCGCAUGGGGGAUAACUUCUACGACGCAUGCACAAGAAAACUGGUCGGCACCAUCAUCAUGACCAGGUACAACAAUAAGACGUACCGAGUGGAUGACAUUUGCUGGGACAUGCAUCCUACGGACUCGUUCGAAUUGAGGGACAAGUCCAAAAUAACAUACAAGGAGUAUUAUCAGAAGCAUUAUGAGCUGAACAUAGCAGAUGACCAGCAGCCUUUGCUUGUAUCCAAGCCCAAGCCUAAGGACAUCCGGCGAGGCAUGAAGGAGAAUCUGUACUUUAUUCCAGAACUCUGCACUCUCACAGGUUUGUCUGAUGAUGCGAGGGCGGACUUCACUGUCAUGAAGGAUGUUGCUGUACACACAAGGGUGGCCCCAUCUAGCAGGGAACAGACCCUCACAGGGUUCAUCUCACAGAUCAACAGAAACGAGAAGGUUCGUGUAGAAAUGGGUGGCUGGGGCCUCAAGUUCACUGACAGUUUGGUCACACUGAGUGCUCGUGUGAUGCCCCAGGAGAAGAUAUUCCAGCAGAAUGGAGAGCUGAACUACAAGCAGGAGGAUGCGGACUGGAGCAGGGACAUGAGAGGGAAGCGAUUGAUCACCCCCGUGAACCUGCAGAACUGGGUUGUCAUCUUCUUCCGUCGUAACAACCAGCAGGCCCAGGAGUUUGUGCAGACUCUGUCCCGCGUUGGCCCACCGAUGGGCAUGAUGAUCAACAACCCACAACCAGUGGAGUUACAGGAUGACAGAAAUGAUUCUUACCUGACUGCUCUGCGACAGAACAUUGGACCCCAGACGCAGAUGGUCAUGUGUAUUGUGCCAACAAACAAGAAAGACAGAUAUGAUGCAAUCAAGAAAUUCACCUGUGUUGACCAUCCAGUUCCGAGCCAGGUGAUUGUAUCUAGGACCCUUAGCAAGAAGCAGAUGAUGAUGUCUGUGGCGACCAAGGUGGCCAUUCAGCUCAACUGCAAAAUGGGUGGAGAGGUCUGGGCUCUGGAAAUCCCAUUGAAAAACAUGAUGGUUGUGGGGAUUGACAGCUACCAUGACUCUGCGAAGAAAGGACGGUCAGUGGGUGGGGUAAUCGCCUCCAUGAACCAGGCUCUCACACGUUACUACUCUCGCUGCACAUUCCAACACUCCAUGCAGGAGCUUCUCGAUGGCCUUAAAGUGUGCUUCAAGGGCGCGCUGGAGAAGUUCCAUGAGGUGAACAACUGUCUCCCUGAGCGUAUCAUCGUGUUCCGUGACGGUGUCGGUGAUGGCCAGCUGCCCACGGUGUAUGAACACGAGGUACCACAGAUGCUGGAUGCAUUCAAGGCUGCUGGUGGACAGAACUACAACCCACGUGUAGGUGUGGUGGUGGUUAAGAAGAGGAUCAACUCCCGAUUCUUCGCCCGGGCCGGUCAGGGUCUGGGAAACCCUCCACCAGGCACAGUGAUAGACAACACAGUCACCAAACCAGAAUGGUACGACUUCUUCCUGGUAUCCCAGUGUGUUCGCCAGGGUACUGUGACACCGACCCACUACAACAUCAUUCACGACAACACUGGCCUCAAACCCGACCAUAUGCAGAGGCUUACAUACAAGCUGUGCCAUCUGUACUACAACUGGCCGGGCACCAUCAGAGUACCAGCCCCAUGCCAGUAUGCACACAAGCUGGCCUUCUUGGUUGGACAGAGCAUCCACAAAGAUCCGGCACUGGAGUUGUCCGACAAGCUGUAUUUCUUGUAGAGCGGAAAGAAGUUCCAUUCUCAGGGGUAGCCAUCUCCACCAUAAGUGUUCAGACAUUGUAUGAUCAAACAUGUGUCCAGUGGGUUUGGUGUGUUUAACUUUCAUUUAUAUGGAUGACUGUUAAAAUUUGUCACAUGUUUUAGCAAUAUUUUAGAGCGUUCAGUAGUUCUUAUCUUUUAUGAGAUUACACCAUAUGGUGUGUAUGCUGUUUUUUGUGAACUUUUUUGCAAUGUACAUAAUAAGUAUUUUUAAGUUUUCAAGCUGAGCUCAAAUUUGUGUGAACUUAAUCAUGUACAUAUUUGAUUAUCUUAACCGUGGCAUUUUCAUAAGUUUUCAAGCUAAGCUCAAAGAUUUUUCAACUUAGAACUUACUAGUCAUCUUAAUUUUUAAAGUGUUCUUUUUUAUUUUUCGAUGAUAAUUCCACUUUACUAAUUUUAGUGCUUUAGAAUAUUUAGAACAUGGGUUCUAUAAAAUAACUUAACUCGAGAUCGAGAUCUUUAAACUUUGGACUAUUUUACAGUAUUAACAAACUGAAGAAAGUGCCUUGAAAUGAAUAUAAAUUCCUUUGGAAAAUAUUCAAAGGAGGUUAAGCUUCUUUAUCAUGCUUUUGGGCAUGAAUUCCUUGCACUCCAGACCCUCAGCUAUUUUGUAUGCUGACAAAUAUCAGUUAUUAGAACCCUUGGAAGCAGCGAAUUUAAAUUCUUAAUUUGUGACUUGAAAAGUUGUGGUGAAGUAUCCAUUUUGAUCUCAGACACUGUUUAUAUGUGACUUUGUUUAAAAAAUUUGAUAUUGACGGUGUUAUCAUGUAUGGGAGUGUUUUGUAAAGUGUUACAGUUUUUGUUUUGUUUUUAUUCAAAAUUCAAAUGUUACUUUAACUUUGUUUCUCUUAAAUAAUCAGGUGUUUUAGUCCAGUUGUACUCUGUAUUUGAGACAAGAAAGACAUAAAUGUGUAAAUAGUGUAUAUAGAGUUAAAAGGGAAAGUGUUGAUUGUUGAGAAUAAAAAAAAACUUAGUGCUGUGAAUGAUUGUGAUCAUAAAACUUUAAAAAUUCAAUACUUUUACAGAAAGAAAUUGUUAAAGUCAAAAGUAAUAAUUUGACAUUGAUGUAAACGCUAGAAGUGGCUUCUGUUGGUUUAAUGGAAGUAUUGGUAAUCGUGAAGAAUAAAUCAUUUGGAUCCAUUAUUUUGAAUGAAUAUGUGGUUAUGAAUACAUUUAAAAAUACCCGACUUUUAAAGAAGAAAUUGUUAAAAUAAAUGUCAACUAUUCAAAUUGAUGUAUGGACUGUUGGCAGCAACUCGUGGGAGUGUAUAUAAUUUAUCAAAUAUUUUAGUUCAAUGUUUAUUUCCUUAUUUUGUACUCAUGUUAUGAAAAGAGCAAUAAAACUUUCGAAGCACA
This is a messenger RNA of Mya arenaria, 4184 nucleotides long. RefSeq names its product piwi-like protein 1. Gene Ontology annotation, cellular component: P granule. Gene Ontology annotation, biological process: regulatory ncRNA-mediated gene silencing. Gene Ontology annotation, molecular function: piRNA binding; protein binding. The coding region runs from base 166 to 2790 and encodes 874 amino acids. The transcript has 19 exons. The record is from RefSeq and is a predicted model, not a curated record. NCBI's taxonomy places the organism in Eukaryota, Metazoa, Mollusca, Bivalvia, Myida, Myidae.